UUCUAAUCCAAAGGUACAUGACAACACAGGGAAAACCAGAGACCAGUACUGGAAUUCAAUUUGAACAAACCUGCUUUUUCUUGUGUUUUAUGACCAUGAUCUGUCUGUCCUUACCAUUGCCAAAUUCAUCAGUUUGUGAUGCUGAAAUGGCUUCAUUCUAGCAGCCCUUUUAACCAUUUUAUAUGAUGCUACUUUUCUGACUUUCUCCUAAUCUUCAGAACUAAAGGCUUAUGCCCCAUUAUUACAUACAUUUCUAGGUGUCCAGUCAAACUCCAUGCAGUAUUUAAAAAACAAAACAGUGUCUUGGUGAUGGCUGAAGUUGGUCAAGAGUAGCCUAUAAAAAAUUAAAUCUGUCCUAAUCUUCCAGUCUGAAAGCUUGGAGCCCAAGCAAGAUAACCCCCAUUUGCUCAUAUAUCUGUAUGUGAAAGUAAGUACCUGGUUAGCAAGAAGAAAUAGUACUGUCAACAACUAUGGAGGAUGUUAAGCUGUUGGGAGCUUGGCCCAGUUCAUUUAGUUACAGAGUUUUAUGGGCUCUGAAACUCAAGGGUGUGAAAUAUGAGUAUGUAGAAGAGAAUCUUUUCAACAAGAGCGAUUUGCUUCUACGGUAUAAUCCAAUCUACAAGAAGAUCCCGGUGCUUGUUCAUGGUGGAAAACCAAUUGCAGAGUCCAUUGUUAUUCUUGAGUAUGUUGAAGAAACCUGGCCACAGAAUCCCUUGCUUCCAAAGGAUCCCUAUGAGAGGGCUGUGGCCCGGUUCUGGACUAAGUUUGAGGAACACACUAGCCCAACAUUUUUCGCUUUCUUCCAAACUGUUGGAGAAGAACAAGAGAGGGCAGUAAAAGAAGCCAAAGAACUGCUGAGAAUCAUAGAGGAGCAAGGCCUCGGGGAGAAGAAGUUUUUUGGUGGGGAGGAGAUUGGAUUGGCAGACAUAGCCUUUGGAUGGAUAGCUGGAUGGCUGAGAACCAUGGAAGAAGCAGUUGGUGUAAAGCUGAUGGAGGAUGAUAGGUUCCCUCGCUUGCAGGCAUGGAUUGAGAACUUUAAGGCAGUUCCUGUGAUCAAAGAGAACCUUCCUGACCAUAAUGAAAUGCUAGCCUACUUCAAACAGAGACGGGAGAUGUUUAUUGGAUCGGCAACAUCAUAAUCAUUUGUACUGAUUUUUGUUUCUGCAUUUCAAUGACAUGGUUGCUUUGUUUCUUUUAAGUUAGUUUUUUUUUUAUUUAUUCUUUUUGUUCAAACGAAUAAUUCUGAGAUUGUAUGUGGAUGAAGGCUCUUCAUUUCACAUAAUGUACUUCACUGUAGUCUCAUAUACAUUCAUGUAAGAAAAAGAUCUUGGGAUA
This is a messenger RNA of Vitis riparia (riverbank grape), 1335 nucleotides long. RefSeq names its product probable glutathione S-transferase. Bases 471 to 1139 code for a protein of 222 amino acids. Gene Ontology annotation, cellular component: cytoplasm. Gene Ontology annotation, molecular function: glutathione transferase activity. Gene Ontology annotation, biological process: glutathione metabolic process. The record is from RefSeq and is a predicted model, not a curated record. Lineage: Eukaryota; Viridiplantae; Streptophyta; Magnoliopsida; Vitales; Vitaceae. The transcript is spliced from 2 exons.